Molecule: messenger RNA, 1684 nt
Organism: Siniperca chuatsi (mandarin fish)
Lineage: Eukaryota; Metazoa; Chordata; Actinopteri; Centrarchiformes; Sinipercidae
Gene: b2m
Product: beta-2-microglobulin
Exons: 3
Coding region: 862-1212 (116 amino acids)
Biological process (GO): antigen processing and presentation of exogenous peptide antigen via MHC class II; immunoglobulin production involved in immunoglobulin-mediated immune response; positive regulation of T cell activation
Cellular component (GO): MHC class II protein complex
Molecular function (GO): MHC class II protein complex binding
Source: RefSeq, a predicted model, not a curated record
UAGUUAUUUAUUUAAUUUGAAGUCAAAAUUGACAAGUCUGUCAAGUGAACAAUUUGACUCACCAGAAAAUGUGGUCUUUUAUUGCUGUUAUCAAAAGACAGUAUGAUAUGAUUAUAAUAGAUGGAGGCACGUGAUUCGCUGUGGCGACCCCUGAAAGGGAACAGCCGAAAGGAAAAGUAUGAUUAUAUGAUUAUUAUUUUAUUUUACAAUUUUAGAACAUAUACAAACAAAAAGGAAAACAGUUACCCAUACUCAAAUACAGACAAACACAACACACAAUAAUAAAUACACAAAAUAAAUAUAGUAAAACACGUGCUGCUGUCAAGAACAGCACAAACGUGUAAACACAGUAAUAACACUGGGGGCAAAUUAUUGUUUAUGACCACCUAAAAAGCAUAGUUAAUACACAGCACGGUUAGAUUACUGGGAGGAGGGGGGCAAGAAGAUGUGAAGAAAUAAACAAGAAUGGAGGCUGGAAAGAAGAAACAAAAGUAAAGAAGGCAGGAGAGUACAUGGGGGCCCUCCUUCCUGUCUCCCUGACAGCUGUACUACACAGAAAAAGCUCAAAGAAAGGCUGUUUCUCUGCAGUGUAAUGAAGGUGCGAGCCUGGGACUUCAGGGAGUUUCCACGAACUUUCCCUGGCCACAAAGAACCAAACCUGUUCGGUCAUAUUUUACCUAGUAACAGUGUAAUGGGAAUUAAUGAUUGGCUAGUGUCGUGUAGUGGGCAGUCUCAGAGCGCUUUGAUAAUGUUGCCGUGCUGGAUGCUUUCACUUUAUUUUAGCUCUCCGAAGAAAGCGGACGCACGCGACACGGUGCCAUUCGACCUCCUGUGAAAGUGCUAAAGAAGACCUGCUCAGACAUGAGGUUCGUGCUGUUUCUGGCGGCUGUCGCAGCUGUCUACUGCGCAGAGGACUCCAAACACACUCCACCCAAGGUUCAGGUGUACAGCGUUAAACCGGCAGAGUUCGAGAAGGAAAACACCCUGAUUUGCCAUGUGAGUGGCUUCCACCCCCCUGACAUCACCAUCCAGCUAAUGAAGGAUGGAGUAGAGAUCCCUAAUGCCAAGCAGACCGACUUGGCCUUCAAACAGGACUGGCACUUCCAUCUGACCAAGAACGUGCCCUUCACACCCACGAGCGGACAAAAGUACAGCUGCAAGGUCACUCAUGGGGCGGUCACUAAAGACUACGCCUGGGAGCCGAACAUGUAACUCAGCUGACUCAGCGUUUAUUCUUCACAUCUUCAAUCAACAGAAUCGCAGUUCCUCCGGACUUCCUCACUUUUCUUUUCACAAAACCAAAUCUCAACUUUAAAUUUUCAUUUGCUAUUUUAGUGUAAGGGAAUGCGUGGGUGGCAGGUAAUUUAGUCAUUUGUAUUUAGCGUUUUGCUCGAGUGUUGCUUAGAUUACUUGCAACUUUUUUUUUUAAAGCCUUUGAUACUGAAAAGUGUAUAUAUUCAGCUGAAAUGAUAAAAUGCUUCUGUUUGUUUCUGUACACAAACUGUUAAGUUUUAAUGGCAUAAUUUGUUUCUUCUCCCUAAAUGAGGCAAUCAAAUGGUAAUUGGUCAGAUUCAUAAUAUGUGAGUGGGGUGUUGGACCAGAUAGAUGCGUGUCCCAUAAUUUUGAUUUGUUAUUUAAAGUAUUUGUUAAUUCCCUGUACUAAAUAAAUGCCUCUUGAAAAUUC